This is a messenger RNA of Oikopleura dioica, 1065 nucleotides long. The record is from the annotation of a GenBank genome assembly. NCBI's taxonomy places the organism in Eukaryota, Metazoa, Chordata, Appendicularia, Copelata, Oikopleuridae.
AUGCUGGAAGAUGCAGAUAAAAGCGAAGACUUUAUCUCUUGGUGCGUAAAAGGGGUCGAAGAUACUUUUCCUCCGACAGUGCCACUCAACUUUAUUAUUCAAACUGAAGGAAAUACUCAGAUGAUGUCUUGGACGGCUUCUGUGGACAAUUCGGAUGGAGUAGAAAUCUAUGAAGUUCAUCAUGUUGACCCUAGAUCAACAGAAGAAGGAACUGAACUCAUCUAUCGAGGUGAUUUUGAUGGCGAAACGACUCGAUUAUCGAUCGGAUCUGACGGAAGGAUUGCAAUAGAGGACUUCCAAUGUCCUCCUUAUUUCUCUGGCACUCUGGAAAUAAUAUACGAGGAGCAAGUGAAGAACAAUGCUUCAAGAUUAAACAAGCAGAUUGAUGAAAUUGUGGCAGAGUUUUCUCUCGCAAAAAGAGAUUUUUACAAACUCGAGCCUGAUAAAUUUUCCAUACUCAACGAUCAAGCGAAGACCAAGUCGAUGAAGCUCUCUGGGGCCGAUGUUAAACUAAUGAUAUAUUUCGGCAAUGGAACAGCUCUUUCGAGAACUGAUGAAACCAUCGAAGAGGCCAUUUGCGAAAUCGAAUCUGGCAACGAUCUCUGGCUAGCUGCGAAAUCAAUCGACAGGAAUUCAAAUGAGUCUCCAUUCUCCUCCGCAGCUGUUUUCAAAUAUCGAAGAUUUCAUGUCAAGAGUAACGAGUCGAUAGAACUCUCUGAUGAUGUCGAGACGCUGAAGAUUGUUCUGGAGCAAAAGCCGAAGGGAAUAGAAAAUAGUGGGAACUUUUUCAAGGGAAUAUCGAAAAAUACUUGGAUAGCGAUCGGCUCUGUCUUUGCUUCAACAGCAAUUGUACUGUUCGCAAUCAUCAAGUGCUGCAAACAUGCAUGCAAGAGAAGAAAAGAGAGGAAAAAGAUUCGCGAAGAACAACAAAACGGGCGCAUAACUGGACCAUCAUCGGGUGUACCGAGUACGAAAUCGCCACCUACCGUUAUUCGGAAGAAAAAGAAAACGAAGAAAAAGAAAGUUUUCAAAAAGAAAGACGGAAGAGUCAGUUCUGAUGAGUAA